Molecule: messenger RNA, 1080 nt
Organism: Cylindrotheca closterium
Lineage: Eukaryota; Bacillariophyta; Bacillariophyceae; Bacillariales; Bacillariaceae
Source: the annotation of a GenBank genome assembly
AUGGCGGGGACACGGCUAUGGAUAUCCGUAAUUAUCUUGGCAGAGUUGAUUAUCCUAGCGCUUCUGUCUCUCUACUAUGGCCUUUGUGUGCAGAAUGACGAUGUCCUGUGUCACGCAUUGGACGACCAAAAGAGCAAUCCUGGCGCUCUACGCCCAUUGCCUCGGCCGUCUUGGUGGUCUACAACCUUGCACAUUCACUUGGUGAUGGAAGAAUCUUCUGAACAAAGUCUCCAUCAAUGGUCACAACGAUUGGAGGAAUGGAUGGAUACUUGUAAAUUGGAAGACUUGCCCUAUUUUGGAUCCACCCAAAUACACAUGAAGGUUGUACCCAGAAGUAACAAACUGUGGGAAAUGGUAGAGGGCGAGUCGGUCAAACUGUUGAAAAAUUCAUCCAUAUGGAAUUACUUGCCGGAUCGUCAGUUCGAUGGCGUCUCUGCUGCUUAUGACAAAGACUUGGAUUGGAUGUUGUAUUUACCAGCAGAGCAGGAGAAACUGUCUGAUGAUGAAAUACCGUCGUGGCUAGCUUGGAAACAAGGAUCCGAGCAGCUAGUGACAGUUUUCACCUACCACUCUAACGAUGAGUUUGAAAUAAUGACAUCCUUGACAUCUUUGAUUGGAUCCUGGCUCGAAAAGUCUGCUUCUGAUUCGGAGUCAGUUCCAGAUGACGAAAUGGCUGAAAAUGAUUACCUCCGCAACUUGCAAUUUACUUGGCAAAAGGCCAUUAUGCAAGACUUUGACGAUUGGAAGAUGCAUUUGACUCCAGACGAGCGAAGUGAAGUCUUUCUAACCCUGGGAAAAACGUCUCAUUCAUUUUCGACUCGACUCCAAUCACUGCUACAAGCCAGAGCAAUUUUGGAGGGCGCCAUGGGGCGAAAUAAGGAUACAAUGACGCCAGAGUUUCCUUUGGAGCACUACGCAGCAGUCUUUCUCCCUCUUCUAUUUCCUCUAUUGCUGCCUCUCUUUACAUCAUUUGUCAAAGAGCUGAAACGUUUCAAGGAGAAGGUCAAAACGAAGCGCGAAAAGGGAAAAGAUUCAAUGCAAGUAAAGGUGGUAGAUGGUGAAGGUCCAAAGGAGGAUUGA